UACUUAUUGUUUUAAAGUUCUUUUCAAAUAAUAUAGCCAUAUUGCCUUCAUAUGACCUAUUGUUGCAUCACUUAAGUUUAAUAUAAAUUCAUUAGACUUUAACCUGGAAUAAUAUUACUGAUCUCUUAUUUUAAGUUACAUUUACAUGAUGUAAUACUGUGGUAAUAGUUUUAGUGAUCCUGUAAAGUGUAUUUAAAGAUUUGGAAGGAAGAUAAUGUUCAAGGUUAAAUAUGUGAAAAGCUAUUUAAAAUAAUUGGUCUGUAGAAGUUCUUGGAAAUGAUAAAUUUUAUUUGAACAUAUGACAUAUAUGAAUUGUCUUUGGAACUUAUUAUAGUUUAAGAAACAUAUCAUGGAAAGCCAAACUGAACUAAAAUUAACAAAAAAGUAAGUUAAAUUUUUGUCAGGUUUUUCAUUUAGUGAUGAUGUUAUAAAUUCAGUAACUGUUAAUAGCAACUACCGUACAACUUUUCUUUGAUCAUGUACUCGGUCAUACUCAUAGUUAAAUUUAGCCCAUUAUUUCAGAUUAGGCGCGUUAGGAGUUAACUACCUUUUCUUUCAGUCUCAGUACACUUUGUAUUAUUCAGCCAAAUUUUAUAAUGCAGUUAAGAUGUUAAAGAAUUCUAUACAAUCAUGAUUUACUCUUUCAACAGAAUCUUGCUCUCAUAUGUCUUAAAUACUGGUAACAUAAAACUCUGACUUAUUGUAUAGAAAGUACACUGCAUUAUUCAUUUUGAUUAUUGGUCUCGAAAUGGUAGCAGCCUUCUAAAUGCGCAUCUCAGCUAAAGAAUAAUAAAUCUUCAGAAGUCACGAUGAUCUGUUUUCUUCUUUGUUUUGGCAGGAACUGUCCAAGCCAUCCUAUCAAAACCAGAGAAGAACACUGACACUCGAGACUCUUAGCUUGUCAUAUCAGUUUGCUGUUUGGGCAUCAACAGUUCUUCAAAUCCUUUCCAUAUUCAUAUUUAGUCAUGUUCAAGCUGUUUGGAACAAUAUCACGCAAUCACACUGUUUUACUGUCUCAAAUUAAAUAUUUAGCUGCACUAGCAGCACAUCAAAAACAAUGUCAAUAUUUAAUGCCAAUGUCUUUGUUCCAUGAGACUGGAAUCAAUUAUGCCAAAUCUCGGUAAAACUUAAAAGUUUCGCAAAUUUUGUUCUCUCCUAAAUAAAUUUUGUAAUACUUAUUUUAAUUAGUAAGACAUUGCUACAUGAUAGUGUAGAUACAUAAAAUAAUAUGUAUUUGGGUAACUAUUUUGUUUCUUUUUUUUAUUCAUCUAGUGAGCUAAAAAGACGUUUGAAAGCUGAGAAACAAGCAAAGAAGAAAGCUGAAAAACUUGCAGCUGAACCAGCAGUAGAAUCUAAUUCUGCAGAUUCUAACGCCAAGCCUGAAGAGGAUGAAGAUGUUGAUCCAACUGUAAGUAAUGUAUCUAAAUAAUUUCUUUUCUCUUCACAGUCUUAUGAGAUGUACAAUACAGAUUUUAAGAAAAGUAGGAAGAAACAGUUACCUUCUAGUGAGUUUGUAUUGGUGCAAGACUAUUCCACUUCUUAUAUUUAUAACAUAUAGUCUUGAUUUGAUACAUUCAACUCAGAUUUAGCCUCAUUUUACACGUAAAGGUAAUUUUUUUAAACAUAGUUUCUUAAGACUUCAUUUAAAAUAAAAACUUUUUGUAUACUAUUUUAACAAAAUAGGAAUACUUCAACAUGCGCUCAUUGGCAGUGGCCAAUCUGAAAGAGAGUAAGGAUGAGCCACCCUACCCACACAAAUAUCAUGUUGGAAUGUCUUUGCAUGAAUUUAUAGAAAGAUUCAAUCACAUUGAAUCUGGAGAUAUAUUAGAUGAAGAGGUGACUGUUGCAGGUAAUACCACUUACAUUCAUUUUAUUUUCAAAAUUUGUCUCUUAUAAUUGCAACAGAUCUACAUUAUUUGUAGAAUUUUAAGGUAACUUAUGAUGUUUAUUUUUAAAAGUAGCAUAUGGCCUUCGAUGACUAAUGUCAAGUAUCUGCUAAUCCAGCUGUUACUCUUUUACUUUUUGUCAAUUUUUCCAGGCAGGAUUCAUGCCAAACGAUUAUCUGGUGCCAAGCUGAUAUUUUAUGAUCUCAGAGGAGAAUCUGUCAAAAUUCAGGUUAUGGCUAAUGCAAAGUAAGCAUUAUUGAAUUUUAUUUGUAAUAUUCUAAAAAGUUAAAAGUUAAAGCAUAAUAGAAUCUGCAGUGGUACAUAGUGUUAUACCGGUACUUCAUGACAAUUAAACUUGUCUAUCUCUAUUUUUUUUCAGAUAUUAUGAAAGUCCUGAAGCCUAUGAGAAGAUGAUUGAUAAAAUAAAAAGGGGUGACAUUGUGGGCAUCAAAGGCAAACCAGGUGAAUGUCUUGAGAGUCAGCCUAAUACUAUUUUAAUAGGAAUGCUGUACAUGUGAAAGUGAUUAAAUUCAUUGCAUUACAAAAACAAAAAUAUAAGUCGAAGUCUAAAACAUUAAAUUUUGAGUCCAAUAACAUGAAACCACCAUCAAGUUGCAUCAUUAACAAUGCAAUUUUUUAAAGUUUUACUUCACAUCCUUUAUGAAAUUAAUGUUAUACCUGACUCUUUUGUGGUUCUAAUAGACUUUUAAGCUAAUUUAUACAUACUUAUGUGAAAUAAUCAACUUCAAACAUGCAAAUAGGUAAUUGCAGCCAUUAUCAUCACAUGCCUUGAAUUAAACAUAAACAUUUCAAUUUCAUGCUUAUCGACUGAAAAGAAUGAUUAGAAUAUAAGUUAAAGAUUUCAUUAAAGUGUAGAUAUUGUACUUACUGGAUUUUAAUAAUCCUAGGAAAAACCAAAAAAGGAGAGUUGAGCAUAAUCCCAAUUACAGUGACUUUACUUUCUCCGUGUUUGAGACAGUUACCUCAUCUUUACUAUGGCGUUAAAGAUAAGGUCAGUGUUUGCUGAAUUUAGUGUCAGAUAUGUAGUUUCUUCUUGUUCACAAAGAACCUUUUCUCAAUAAAGUCUUGUUACCUUGUAAACAUGGCACACUAGUUACUUUGCUUGCCUCUCGACCAAGAGUUAGCAUGUCCAAAUCUGUCUGGGGUUAUCACUAGAAAUGGGUAAUUAACCAGGUAGAAUGGUCUUAUUCAAUUAAGGGAGGGCGUUAACCCUGAGUAAAAAAACAAAAACUUUAACGAUCAAAAUUGGACAAUAGCAAGCAACCUUUUCAGUGAAAAAAUUUAAAAUUUGUCUGUUGAGGGAAAUAUUCUUUGGUUUUAUUAGUUAAAUUACAGCAGCUGGAAAAUCUGGAACAUAAAAAAUAUUGGAUUGACAAUGAUCCUGCAGUUAAUGGUCCUUUUUUCAAAUGGAGAUAAUAUUAAAAUAUUUCUUUAAGAAUCACUUUCUGUCUUUUUAAAAGCAUGUCUUAAAGUAAAAAGAUUGUUUAUUGUCAUAAAAAAACAAUAUUAGAUUACAAAUCUACUUGAUCAUUAAAAUAGAAAUGAUCUUCAAUGCUUACAGGAAACAAGAUUUAGGCAAAGAUACUUGGAUCUAAUGAUAAAUGAACCUGUGCGAGAUAUUUUUAUAACAAGGGCAAAGGUCAUCAACUAUUUGCGCAAGUAUUUUGAUGAGCUAGGCUUUUUAGAGGUAAAAAGUUAAUUUUUUUAUUUGAAAAAUAAAUAAGGAGUAAUAAACAAAGUAAAUGUAACAUUUCUGGUAAAAUAUAGUUUCAUAAAAGAUUUUUUUUAAAAUGAAGUUAUGUUUAGAAUUGUGCUCUACUGGAGUUCCUACUGAAAGAUAGAACAAAGUCUAAGUCUUUUGUUGAACUUUUCUUGUUUUAAAUUGUAACUCCCAAGUUCAGUGCAUGCUAAAACUUAGAUAUAAAUUUGAAGAAAUGCUUAUAAAACUCGUCUCCUGUUCAUUAUGUACACCCUUUUUACUAGGUUGAAACUCCAAUGAUGAGUUUGAUACCAGGAGGUGCUGUUGCCAGACCUUUCAUCACUCACCAUAACGACUUGCAUCAAGAUCUUUACAUGAGGAUUGCUCCCGAGUUGUAUCUUAAGGUAACAUUAAAAUUUUAACUAAAAUAUUUUAAUAUAAGAUUUUCAACAUUAAAACCAGCCAAACGUUAUUGUGGUAAAAACAAUCAUUUCCUAUUUGCAGUGUGUAUUCACUAAGAGACUCCUGUGUACUUACAAUUUAAAAAAUUUGAUAAGUUUAUGAAAAUUUAAGUCUUCAAUUUAAAGUUCUAACCUAAAAAUUGAAAUUUGCAAACUGAAGAAUCUUAUUUGUUAAAAAAGGUGAAUGCACAUUACCUUUAAAAAAAAGCAGGGCUAGCAAAAUAACUUGACUGAGAAUGACUAUUAGGAACUUGGUGUAUAUAUUAAUAUAGAGUUAGAUAGUUGCUUCACCCUUUAGUUAAUGUUUCCUAAAAUUUAAAGCCAGGGAAACGUUAUUCAAAUAUUACAAAUUUUAAGUACCAAGAAAGAAAUUAUGAAUUUAAAACUUAAAAAAGAAUAUUAGAACUGAAUCUUUUUAUUUUUUAAUUAUUACUUUGGAAACAACUUGUACUCUAAUUAUUACACCAAUCUGCAAUUUAAAGACAAAGAAAACUUCAUGAAGAGUCAUGUCACAGAAAAGAGCUGCUAUGAACCACUAAUAAAUGGAUUUAAAACACCUUUUUUUAUAUUUGGAUGCAGAUGUUGGUUGUUGGAGGCAUAGACAGGGUUUAUGAGAUUGGCAAACAGUUUAGAAAUGAAGGUAUAGAUUUGACUCACAACCCUGAGUUUACAACCUUGGAGUUUUACAUGGCCUAUGCAGACUACAAUGAUUUGAUGACCAUAGCUGAAAGUUUGUUGUCCGGUUAGUAAUAACAGUUUUAAGACUUGUCUCACCUUAUUCACAUGCUUUCAACCCCACGGUUUUUUGUGGUCACUGGCUGAAAUAGUAAACAAAAAAGAAAAAUUAUUUAAAAAGCAUUUUCCAUUUUUGGUCUGUGUCUCAGAGUUGGAAUAAUAGUAUCCUUUCAUUGAGAGGAAAUUUUCACACUUCAUUAUUUGGGAACCAAAUAGAUCAGAAGUAGAUAAUGACAUGUUUAGGUUCCAUCCGUCCAUCCCUGUGGCGCUACAGCCCAUGUAGGGCUUUGGCCUGCCUCACUACUAUCUUCUACUCAGACCUAACCAAUGCUUUUUUUUUCCAUGCUUGGAUUCCCAGUUGUUGUAGAACUUUUUUCCACAUCAUCCAUCCAUCUAAGCCUAGGUCUGCCUUUGAGCCGUUUUCGUCUGGGAUUUUGGUGAUGCACCCUCUUCACUCCUCUGUCAUUUGGCAUUCUCUAUAAGUGUCCUGCCCAGCAUAUCCUAACCUUUUUUAUUUCUGCUACUAGUGUUGGAUCCUGAUAAAGACUGAACUACACACUCAUGUUAAGGUUAAUUAACGGAAACUUAACAGGAAAUUUUAUAACUGGUUAAUGAAUUGCAAUUUUAAUCACUGCAUUUAAUAUAUCAAUUGACUUCUAUUAAUUUAAAAAUCAAUGUUCAUUUGUUUUAUUCUACUUCUACAAUAUUAAAAGACCCUUUAAAGUGUAUCGGGAUGACAGGUCAUUUUUCUUUUAUAAAAUUAUGUCGCUGGUCACUUUGGUUCUAGUUCUAUACAAUAUGGAGUCUAAACUCAAAAAGGUUGGGAAAAUGUUCUUAUAACAAAAUUAGUGUCAGGCAAUGUCAUAUACAUGUUUUUUUAUAAACAUCUGUCACCAGUAAUUUUUUGCUCCAUAUAUUCUCCUUUUCCACCCCUCCCUUCAAAUGAGAUUCAUCAUUGGUUUCCAAUGGUGUAAGUUUUUUAGUUAUUUAAAAUAUGAACUUUAAGAGGAUCUUUUUCCCCUAUGCAGGAAUGGUGAAACAACUGAAGGGAGGAUACAAAAUCACCUACCAUCCCGAUGGACCUGAUGGAGAAGGUUUUGAAAUUGAUUUUACACCACCUUUCAAGCGAGUUUCCAUGAUACCUGCAUUAGAGGAGGCCAUGAAUGUCAAAUUCCCCCCAGCAACAGAACUGCACAAAGAAGGUAUUGAAUCCAAAAUUUAGAAAACUUGAACAAUAAAUUAUUGUAGAAUGAGUUAAGAAAAAACCCACGGUAUUUGAUUAAUGGAGUGUUAAACUGAUUUUCCAAAAUUGGGGUAGUGUCCAAAAUUGGUGUUGCAAAAUGUCUUUGACAUGAAUUGGAACAAACAUGUCCUCUUAAUGGUAUAUUCAUUUCAAUUUUUGUUGAAUAGAAUUAUUGUCUUUAUUUACUGGUAUCAAAAGUUGUAUUCCUGGAGCAAGCGUUGCAAACAUUAAAGAACAGCUCUAAAAUAAUAUUUUGUCAUUUUUUUAAAACAAAAAUUAAAGGCCUAAAUUUUUCCCCACACCAUUAGCCUCACGCAAAUUUCUGGAUGAUCUGGCUGUUAAACAUGGUAUAGAAUGCCCUCCACCAAGAACAACAGCAAGAUUGUUAGACAAGGUAAGAACUAUAAGUAUAAUAUAUGGUUUCAUUUUAAGUCUUAAUUAUUUUCCAAGAAAAAAACUUGCAACAACUUAUUUUCAGUAAUUUAAAAAUAAAUGUAUGAUUUAUUCACUAAACUUGCUAUAAAAAUUUUUUAUUUCAAAACUUUUUAUCAGAUGGUUGGUGACUUUAUUGAGGAUAAGAUUGUCAACCCAACUUUUAUCAUUGAUCACCCUGAAAUAAUGAGUCCACUGUCCAAAACGUAAGAAUUUUAUUCCAAACUGUUUGCCAGCAGGCAUUUUUAUAACUCAUUUGUUAUCCAUCAAGUUCAAAAAUAUUUUAAAUAUGAUUCCCAUAUUUUUUUUCCUUCCAUUUUUGUCAGGCACAGAUCAAUUCCAGGUUUAACAGAACGUUUAGAAUGUUUUGUGAUGCACAAAGAGAUUGUGAAUGCAUACACUGAGUUGAAUGACCCAGUCAUUCAAAGGGACAGAUUUCAACAACAAGCAAAGGUUUAUUUAAAUCAAUUCCUUUGUUUUUCCACUGAUUAGAAGAAUAAUGUUACCACAUGCCGGGCAUGAUGUUUCUAACUUGCUGGACUUUUGUAACUAUAAGAUACAUAAAUUUAAAUUGGAGAUUUGAUUAAUACAAUAUAUUUUGUGAUUACCAAUAAUUAAGUCUGAUUUUCAUAGAUUUCAUUUCAUAUUUUUAUUUUGAAGCAAGUACUUUUAAAGAAUAAGAAUAUAAUGUUCAUAUGUUAACUUCAAGAUUUGUGUAACAGGACAAGGCUGCUGGAGAUGUUGAAGCCAUGUUUGUUGAUGAGAACUUCUGUGUAGCCCUGGAGUAUGGUCUUCCACCUACUGCAGGAUUUGGUCUGGGUAUUGACAGGCUGACCAUGUUUUUGACAGACCAAAAUAACAUCAAGGUAACACCUCUUGCUGGAGAUACUGUCAGGUGCCAGUUUGGCCACGAUCAGUUGUAAUUAGAAAUUGUUCUUCUUGAGUGGUUCUUUAAAACCUUUCAAUCUUAACUACAAAGCAUUAGCAUGAUAAAGCAAUGAAGGUUAUUAAACUAUUCAACUGUAACAAGGAUUGGCAGCGAUAAAACAGAAUUAUGCAGCUCGUCUUUGGAGAUGUGGUAAAAAGAAAAAAAACCCUGACCAACUCUAAUAAGUAACAUGUUGUUAUAAAUAACUCAGCAUAUCCAAUACCCUGGUAAUAUAAAUUAGGUGAUGUUUUGGUUGACUAAAACUGUGUAAUGUUUCUAAUAAAAUUAUGACAUAUUUCACUCCACAGGAGGUGUUAUUUUUCCCUGCAAUGCGACCAGAGGAGAACACUCAAAAGCCUGAAGCUGCAACAGCAGCACAAAAACCAUCAUAGCACACUCGAUUUCAUCUCAAACAAGCUUUCUAAAAACCACUUUGGAAAAGAGUCUUAUAACAUGGAAAUACUUAGCUUAUUUAUCGCUACCAAUUUUUAAGCUUUAUUUUACCAACUUAUAGUUUACUAGAAGUGUUUCAAUUUUCUUAAUACCUGAUCAUUACUUGUCAAAAAUCAGUUGGUCUUUGUCAUCAUUAGCAUCCACAUUGCUCAAAUGGGAUACUACACUGUUUGCUAUGCUAAAAAACUUGUUAAAAACAAAUUAUUUCACUCAAUGGUUAACAAAUAGAAAUAUUAGAAUGAAUAUUGCUUCUUUGCUAUAUAAAUAAUACAAGUGGUUGAGAGUUAGGUUGCAUAAAAAAUAUCUAGCACAUUUGGAAGCAUCAGAUAGGUUUAUGAGAAUGGUAGGUAAAUUAUUGAUAUGUAUGACAAUUUUUUUAAUAGAUUCGUGUGAGCGUACAGGCUUACAUUUUAUUUACUAAUAAUUCCUGAGGUCAUUUUUUAAUUUCUUUUCUAAGUAGACUUAAAAAGUAUAUACUUGUUAAAAUUUUGUUUAGAGGUUAUGCUAUUAAUCUGUUUUUGGCUUCUUUAGUUGUGAGGUAAAUCCAUGUCAAAUUGCAAUGCUAGUUUGUGAAUUAAAAAAAACAACAAUUAAAUGUUAUUAAUGUUGAAAUGAGUUGUUCUCAAUUUGUUAUGUAAGUGUAAGAUUGGAAUAUUUUUCAGCAUAAUUAAAGUCCAGACUUUAAAAUUAGUUGUUUCGUUUACAAGCCAUGCAUUAUUGAUUAUUUUCUUGGUCCUCUGCUCCAUUAUCUUUGAUUUAGUCAGUCAAAUGUUUUUAAAUUAAAAAAUUAAUUUCUAGUAUC
Molecule: messenger RNA, 8660 nt
Organism: Lymnaea stagnalis (great pond snail)
Lineage: Eukaryota; Metazoa; Mollusca; Gastropoda; Lymnaeidae
Source: the annotation of a GenBank genome assembly